GUUCUCUGGUAGUCUGCUGCGGGACCAGGACAGACAGCUGAGGGGGGUUUGAAUGUCCAACCGGGACAGUCGGUGGACUAGCGCGAAGUCACAGGCACGAUUAACAGAUCUCCAAGGUCGACUGAUGAGCAGCCAGUAGGACUGCCGGGAGGCUUGGGCUACACCGACGGGCACAGCGGGUCAGCGGUGCCAAAGAAGAGGAUUUGAGGACAGAAGCUUCUGCCUGUCUCCUGACUGGCCGGUAGUUUGCUAGUGGUUAGCAUUAGCACACUUGGUAGAAAAGAAAGAAGGAAGGAAAGAGGGCUCGGAGAUGGUGACGGCUAUGGAGGACGCCUGUCCCAACGGGGUCCGGGAGAAAGAGGUGACACCCCCUGCUGAUGUGGCUGCCACAGGGGAGGGGCCCCCGGCCUCCCAGCCCACCAGGGGACCAGAUACAUCUGGAGCCAUGCAGCAGGUAUUGGAUAACUUGGGCGAGCUGCCCACUUCCACAGGGGCCAAAGACAUCGACCUGCUCUUCCUGCGCGGCAUCAUGGAGAGUCCCAUUGUACGCUCCCUCACUAAGGCCCACGAGAAGCUCGAGGAGGUGAAGCUGGAGGCGGUGCAGGACAACAACGUGGAGCUGGUGACGGAGAUCCUGGGCGACAUCAACAGCCUCAGCGUGAAGGACGACAGCGCGGCCGAGCUGUCCAGGAUCCUGCAGGAACCCCACUUCCAGUCUCUGCUGGAGGCACACGACAUGGUCGCCUCCAAGUGUUACGAGGUCCCGCCCCCAGCUGAGAUGGCCAAUGACGCGGCAGUGAACAGCGCCUUGAUGCAGGCAGACGCCGUGCGCAUGAUUGGCAUCCGAAAGAAGGCCGGAGAGCCACUGGGCGUGACGUUUCGCGUGGAGAAGGACGACCUGGUCAUCGCCCGAAUCCUCCACGGCGGCAUGAUCGACAGGCAGGGCUUGCUGCACGUGGGCGACAUUAUCAAGGAGGUGAACGGGAAGGACGUCGGUAACAACCCCACCGAGCUGCAGGAGAUGCUCAAGGACUGCAGCGGGGGGAUCACGCUGAAAAUAUUACCGAGCUACCGAGACGCCCCGGCCCCCCCACAGGUGUACGUGCGACCACACUUUGACUACAACCCAACCAAUGACAACCUGAUCCCUUGCCGAGAGGCUGGGAUGGGCUUCAAGAGAGGCGACAUCCUUCAGAUUGUCAACAGAGAGGAUCCCAACUGGUGGCAGGCAUGCCAUGUGGUGGGUGGUGCCACGGGACUGAUCCCCAGUCAGUUCUUGGAGGAGAAGAGGAAAGCCUUCGUCCCUCGAGAGUUUGAUGGAUCAGGGAUCCUGUGCGGAACAUUAACUGGAAAGAAGAAGAAGAAGAUGAUGUACCUGACAGCAAAGAAUGCAGAGUUUGACAGACACGAGCUGCAGAUCUACGAAGAGGUGGCAAAGAUGCCGCCAUUCCAGAGGAAGACACUGGUUCUGAUUGGUGCUCAGGGAGUUGGCAGGCGCAGUUUAAAGAACCGAUUGGUGGUCCUCAAUCCGACCCGCUUCGGCACCACUAUACCAUUCACCUCGCGGCGGCCCCGUGACGAUGAGCUGGAUGGCAACUCAUACCACUUCACCACGCGACUGGAGAUGGAGGUGGAUGUGAAGGCUGGCCGCUUCCUGGAGCACGGCGAGUAUGACGGCAACCUGUACGGCACCAAAAUCGACUCCAUCCACGAGGUGGUGGCCACGGGACGCACCUGCAUCCUGGAUGUCAACCCACAGGCUCUGAAAGUACUUAAAACAGCAGAGUUCAUGCCCUAUGUGGUGUUCAUCGCAGCGCCAGAGUUUGAUACGCUCAAGGCCAUGCACAAAGCUGUGGUGGACGCAGGCAUCACCACCAAGCAACUCACGGAUGUGGAUCUGAGGAAAACAGUGGACGAGAGCGCCCGGAUCCAGAGGGCCUACAACCACUACUUUGACCUGACCAUCGUCAACGACAACCUGGACAAAGCCUUCGAGACGUUACAGGCUGCCGUGGACAAACUGUGCACCGAACCCCAGUGGGUCCCAGUGAACUGGGUGUACUGAGGACCAGCAGCAGUUGCCCACUGUCCAGUCUGACCAGGUCACAACGACCCGCUGGCAUGCGUGGAUUUUUGACCACAGGGGCCGAGGGAGAGGGGAAGAGGGCAGCUCUGUCAUUGGAGAUACUUCUGCAAAAAACAACUCGCAUAUUUCUCUUUUUGUCUCCUCGGGCCUGCACAUCGUGCAACUUUUUUUCUACUCAAAACUCAAAGGGAAAGAGUGCUUAUUUAUUUUAGUGUUUGUAACUUUUUAUGAAAGAUCUUUCUAUUCAUACCAACGUGGAAUUACGAUGAGAAUAAAAAGUGUCUGGUCAAAUACUUGGGCCAUAUUUUUUCAUUAAUUUAUUGCUGUUAUGUUUGAUUUGUUAGUUGUCCCCAGAGAUUGAAUACUUUUGUUGUGUUUCCUUCAUGGACACCCAGGAAGAGUUUAUUUGUCAUGGCCACUGCAGCUCCAAAGUGAAGACAAGAAGAAGCGAUGGAUUUAUCCAGAACUUUGAGCAGUCUUGCCAAAGAAACCAGUUAGUAUCACAGAUCUUGGCGAUGUCCGAGGAACCUGUGUCGCUGUCUUUGAUUAUAAAAAAAAAAAAAAAAACUCUCCAGUGUUCUCAAGUAGCCUGACCUAAAAUCUUCUUCAUUGACCUCUCUAGGAUCAUAAACUGAGUGAUUAGAAAGCCCUUCUUUGUACAUGUUUCCCCAAGUAUGUAAAAGCUUUAUAAUGUCCUUUUUCAAAAUCAAACACUGUGUCUGUUUUACACAAGUCUCUUUUACUUUGUCUAGUUUUGUUUUCUUACACUAGGCUUUUGUUGGUGUGGAUAUUUCUAGUGUAGUGUUUUGUCAAUCAUGAUCCUGUAUUUUGAUUUGAAUUAUUCUGUCACCAGCCACUAUGUCUAAAAUGUGGGCAUCACAAUCUCAUCGUCCAUCAUUUCUACUAUCUACAUAAGCCAAUUUGUUUGAUGUUUUAUAUUUGUGAAUGUGGCAUAGACCCACUCCCCACACGGUCCUCAGCUACAGUGUUGCAGAAUGCCAAAGCCCUAAUUAUAGUACUAUUAACUCUGAUCAGUAUUCCAGCUGUAUAAUUUAAUGUAUUAGGAGGUUAGAUGGUAAACACAUCAAGGAAAUCCUGCAAUCUCCAUCUUACAUCAGUUAGUACUGAGUCUUAAAACACGUUUUUUAAAGAAGUUAAAUUUGCCAUGAGGUGACAUUUGUUCUUGACAGCUUGUAUCUGAUUAAACUGUUUUUUUUCUGAAGUUUCUUCAAUCAAGUGACAUUAUCUUGAUAGUAGCAGAGGGAUCUUCCGUAUUUAACGAUGUAAUUUGUUUCAAGAUAAUUCUGGAAACAGGUCAACCUGUAUUGGAAGUUCAGUCAAAUGUCUUGGCACCAAGGCAGAUUGUUUCUCAUGUCUCAUGUUUCAAGACUCAUUACUAAAUGACUUGUUAGGAUGGAUAUUCUUUGGAGUAACAUUUCAAAUUCCACUUUCCAGGGGUGAAGCUGUGCCACUUGUUUUAGAGAAUAGCCCUCCUGUCUCUAUUAUUGUGUUUUCACACCAACCUAUGUCAACAGAGUUGUGUUAUUACAUUUCUAUCAGUAAACUUAAAAUGAAUAAAGUUUAAUGAACUUCACAAAGUA
This is a messenger RNA of Myripristis murdjan (pinecone soldierfish), 3687 nucleotides long. RefSeq names its product protein associated with LIN7 2, MAGUK p55 family member b (gene pals2b). Lineage: Eukaryota; Metazoa; Chordata; Actinopteri; Holocentriformes; Holocentridae. The record is from RefSeq and is a predicted model, not a curated record. Bases 311 to 2065 code for a protein of 584 amino acids. The transcript has 14 exons. Gene Ontology annotation, molecular function: protein binding.